This is a messenger RNA of Rhopalosiphum maidis (corn leaf aphid), 1103 nucleotides long. Its product is annotated as proteasome subunit beta type-7-like. NCBI's taxonomy places the organism in Eukaryota, Metazoa, Arthropoda, Insecta, Hemiptera, Aphididae. The transcript is spliced from 6 exons. The record is from RefSeq and is a predicted model, not a curated record. Gene Ontology annotation, cellular component: proteasome core complex. Bases 167 to 979 code for a protein of 270 amino acids.
UAUUUUAAAUACUAAAUAUCUUUAUGUUCAUAUAAUUAUUUUGAUUAAUUUGUUCGCCGCAGAUAAGUAAAAACCGAAAUUGUGCUAUACCGCUUUCUCUGUUGAGGGUUUAUUAUUGUUUAAAUAAUUUAUUUUCUUUAGAUUUUUGAUUUAUUUCUUAUUCGCGAUGGCUUUGAACUACAGUUCCAUCAACGACGACGAAGCAUUUUCGUUCAGGAAUCUUGAAAGAAAUGCAAAAAUUGAAAAAAUGGGUCUCAAAAUGCCGAGUUUCCGAAAAACUGGUACUACAAUUGUAGGAGUUACUACUCGUGAUUGUGUUAUUUUGGCUGCCGAUACUCGCGCUACAUCUGAUACAAUAGUUAUGGAAAAAAAUUGUGAAAAAAUCCAUUAUAUUGGAAAAUACAUGCAUUGCUGUGGUGCCGGUACAGCAGCAGACACUAUGCAAGUUACUCGCAUGGUAUCUGCGAAUGUUUCCUUACAAGCAUUCAAGUUUCCAGAUGAAAUGGUUCCUGUUGCAUUUGCUGCUAGGUCACUUCGUCAGUAUCUUUUCAAAUACAUGGGAUAUGUUUCAGCCGCUUUGAUUUUAGGUGGCAUUGAUAAUAGUGGUGCACAUUUAUACUCAAUUUAUCCUCAUGGUUCAAUUGAUAAAUUGCCUUACAUAUCUAUGGGGUCAGGAAGUAUGGCAGCCAUUUCAGAACUUGAAAGUCGCUGGAAUGAAAAUCUAACAGAAGAAGAAGGAAUGAAACUGGCAUGUGAUGCUAUUUUGGGUGGUGUAUUUAAUGAUCUUGGUUCUGGAAGUAAUGUAGACCUUUGUGUCAUCAAAAAAGAUGGUACCCGUAUGCUUAGAAACUAUCUAACACCCAAUAAGAAACCAGCUACUGCUAAAUAUGUCUAUCCAGCUGGUUUGACCAAGGUAUUAUGCAAAAGUGAAAUAAAAUUCCAAAUUGCAGAAGAAACUGUCAUGGAAGUUGAUGCUUAACAUUUUCAAUUAUAAUAUAAUGUAUUAAGAUCCAAUCACAAAUAUUAAUUUUAUAUACAUUUUCAUUUUCCACAACUUUUUUGUAUUUUGUUGGCAAAAUACAUUUUUAUUUAUGUGGAAUACU